UAAACCUCACACAGUAAGCUUCCUUUUUAAUUUUGGCCAGUUUUGCACAUUUUCCCAGUGGCUUUGAAAGUCAUAUCAAAUAUAAAAAAAUGUUUUACAGUAUUGUAUCCAAGUUAGAAAUUACACUAUAGAGACAACACUAGGUGUCAGAAUAAAAAUGUGAUAACUGGGACAAACAUUAAGAUGGAAAUAUAAUAAAACAAGUGUAUUCUCUUGCAGGACUGCUGUCAUUAACACUGAGUAUACAACAAGAGUAUAUUCUAAUCAAGGAGUCAAUGACAUGGAGAAAUGCACAGAAUUACUGCAGGACACACCAUACUGACCUGGUCACCAUUCAGAGUAAUGAAGACUGGACGCGUAUGCGAGAAGAUACAGAUAGUUUUCCUGGCUUUACCUGGAUCGGACUGCACAAUGACAUCAACAGCUGGCGCUGGUCCUAUAACGAGGAGAGUCUGGUGUUCAAGAACUGGGCUUCUGGUCAGCCAGAUAACUACUAUGGAAAAGAGCAGUGUGCUGGAAAAAGUUAUAACGGAGGCUGGCAAGAUAAGGGCUGCACCGACUUAAAUUAUUUCAUUUGUUAUGAUGGAAGUGCAAAUGCAACAGAGAAAAUGGUUUUGAGCAAGACUUCAAAGACGUGGAUUGAUGCUCAGGAGUACUGCAGACAUCAUUAUACAGAUCUGGCUACCAUUAGGAGUCCAGAAGACAAUGAUAAGAUAAACACGCUGCAAUCUAGUUUGCAGGCUUUUGUCUGGAUUGGAUUGUACAGAGAUAGUUGGAAGUGGUCAGAUCAGACAAACUUCACUUCCUCAACCCAACUCACCACUCAGAAAUUUGGACAACGGACCUUUGACUGCGUUGGUGCAUAUAUUAAUUCUGGUUCACUUGAGAGCUGGAGUUGCUCCUUAGUUUAUUACUUCUGCUGUAACACUGUCAAGAGGAAGAAGCAGAUGAUCCGAGUGCAGGUGAAAGCCGCUGAAAACGUGGAUGAAGAUAAACUGAAGGCGCUCGUCUUAAACCAGUUAAAGCAGACGCUGAGCGAUGAGGACAUCACUAUGACAUGGAGGACACAACCCAACGGGAAAGUCUGGACUGUACGGAAACGUAGUGAAGCAAACACUACUCUUGUUUGUCCUUCUUUUCCUUAAAUUAAUCAUUAGUUACAGAUAUCUGAAUAUUACAGUUAGAUUAAAAAAUUAUUGUAAUUUCUCAAAAAUAUUUACAUAUAUUCAUUCUGCAUUUAUUCAUAGUUGACAUAUGUAUGCCUAAAUAUGAACUAACAAAUGGUAGUAUUUAGGGAUGCACAAUAUUUGAUUUUUGCCAAUAUCCCAUAUGCCGAUAUUUUUCAAAUCAUUUUGGCCAGUAGCCGAUGUUGAUACUGAUGUGUUUCCCAUUGUUUUCAAACAACACUAAGUCUCUCCUGUGUGGAAAUAAUAAACAAAUAAAUUUUGGUUAUUUUUGAGCAAAAACUUAACAAACAUUAAAACUAAUAAAAUUUGUACAUUGUAUAUAAUUUUUUAUAAUUCAUAAGAAGAAAUAUUACAUAUUAGCAAAUCUGUAUAAAAUAUUUAAUUUAUUCAUGUAAAGAAUACAUGGCAAGAUAUAUAAGUAUAAUUCCUUCAAAUGCUGAUGUUUGCAUUUUAAGCCAUUUUUGGCCCGAUUCCGAUAACCUCAAUAAUAAUAAUAAUAUUGUGCAUCCCUAGGAAAAUGUUUUAGCAUUGAAAUUUUACUGCUACAUUGCCUUUUAGAGUAGAUAAAGGCCUUUUGGACGAUUAAAAAUGUUUUCCCAAAUGCAUAUCACAAAACCAUGAUCCUAAAGGAACCAGCCUAUUAAACUUUGUGGAAUAAAUGUACUAUAUAAAUGAGUCGGUUUCAAAACCGAUUCCAGUCCAGUUGAAUGUAUUACAGAAGGGUUAUAAUGGUUAGAGCUUAGAUCGGGCCCAACAAAUCAAGCCCGACCCUACCCGAG
Messenger RNA from Carassius auratus (goldfish), 1966 nucleotides. RefSeq names its product putative C-type lectin domain family 20 member A. The transcript is spliced from 4 exons. NCBI's taxonomy places the organism in Eukaryota, Metazoa, Chordata, Actinopteri, Cypriniformes, Cyprinidae. The record is from RefSeq and is a predicted model, not a curated record. Bases 276 to 1145 code for a protein of 289 amino acids.